AGUGUGCGGAGCGCGCUGUGAGGCAGUGAGGCGGCUGGAGCAGUGAGAGGUGCUGCGACACGUGCGUACCGGCGCGUCUCUCCUUCUGUGCGCCGCGUCUCGUUCUCCUCCUCUUCGUCGUCGUCGUCGCGAUGCUGGGCACUGUGAUGGAAGCUGGCAACGCCGUGCUGGAGCAGAUGAGCCCCUCGUCCUGGGCGCUCGCCGCGUCCGCGCUGAUGUUGGCGGUGGUGCUGGGCGCCAGUCGCGGAGCAGGGAAAGCUCAGAAGCACCCGCCUCACAUCCCCUCGUACAUUCCCUUCCUGGGCCACGCCAUUGGAUUCGGACGCAAUCCCAUCGAUUUCCUGGAGAACGCCUUUGAGAAGUAUGGGCCCGUGUUCAGCUUCACCAUGGUGGGAAAGACGUUCACGUACCUCCUGGGCCCUGACGCAGCCGCACUGCUCUUCAAUAGCAAGAACGAGGACCUGAAUGCCGAGGAGGUUUACUCGCGCCUUACCACGCCCGUCUUCGGUCCCGGAGUGGCCUACGACGUGCCCAACCCGGUGUUCCUGGAGCAAAAGAAGAUGCUGAAAACUGGGCUCAACAUCUCCCAGUUCCGGCAGCAUGUGCACAUGAUCGAGGAGGAGACACGAAACUACUUUGAGCGCUGGGGCGUGAAGGGGCAGCGUGACUUCUUUGAGGCCCUUUCGGAACUCAUAAUCCUGACGGCGAGCCGCUGCCUGCAUGGCAAGGAGAUCCGUGCCAUGCUCACGGAGCACGUCGCACAGCUCUACAGCGACCUCGACGGGGGCUUCACUCAUGCCGCCUGGUUGCUUCCUGGGUGGCUGCCCUUGCCCAGCUUCCGGAAGCGAGACCGGGCACACCAGGAGGUGCGGCGCGUGUUCAAGACCGUCAUCCAGAAGAGGCGGCGUGACGCCGAGAAGCAAGACGACAUGCUGCAGACCCUCAUUGAUGCAACCUACAAGGAUGGGCGAACGCUGUCGGACGAUGAGAUCGUGGGGAUGCUCAUCGGGCUAUUGCUGGCCGGGCAGCACACAUCGUCCACGACAAGUGCGUGGCUCGGCUUCUUCCUGGCACGCGACCCUGCACUGCAGGCGCGCUGCUACGCCGAGCAGAAGGCCGCGUGCGGGGAUGAGCUGCCACCUGUGGAGUAUGACCAGCUCAAGGACCUCGUGGUGCUGGACAGCUGUCUGAAGGAGACACUGCGCCUGCGCCCGCCAAUCAUGACCAUGAUGCGUCUGGCCAAGACCCCACAGACCGUGUGUGGCUACACCAUACCACCGGGGCACCAGGUGUGCGUGUCACCCACGGUGAACCAAAAACUGAACUCUGCGUGGACCCAGCCCAGCAACUUCAACCCCGACCGGUUCCUGCAGGAAGGAACCUCCAACUCGGAGAAGUUCUCCUAUGUGCCGUUCGGGGCUGGACGCCACCGUUGCAUCGGGGAGAACUUUGCCUAUGUGCAGAUCAAGACGAUCUGGUCCACUCUGCUGCGCAUGUUUGAGUUUAAGCUGGUGGAUGGCCACUUCCCCGAGAUCAACUACACCACCAUGAUCCAUACGCCCAGCAACGCCAUCAUCCGUUACCAACGCAGGGACCGCUGAGCCCAAGUCCCACUGAUCAGACCACCUGCGUCAAGGCCAGGGGCUCGGUCCACAUCAACCCACUCACCACAUCUCCCUGUGCUGCCGUCCAGCACUUGUGCAACCAUAUCACACGUUCACUGCAGAGACUACACCUCAUUGUCCACACUGUACAUAUGUAGUAUUCUUGAAUGAGUCAGAGACUUCGUAGAGGCCACACGCUUUUAUUCCAAUAACACUAGUCCUCCGGACUCACUGGGGGAACAGUCUAACCACACAACCUAGGGAGGUACAGCCUCCGGCUCUAUUCUCAUUACUCUCCUUCCCUAGCCUACAGCUACUCUGUUACUCUCCUUCCCUAGCCUACAGCUACUCUGUUACUCUCUUCCCUAGCCUACAGCCACUCAGCUACUCUCCUCCCCUAGCCUACAGCUACUCAGUUACUCUCCUUCCCUAGCCUACAGCUACUCAGUUACUCUCCUUCCCUAGCCUACAGCUACUCUGUUACUCUCCUUCCCUAGCCUACAGCUACUCAGUUACUCUCCUUCCCUAGCCUACAGCUACUCAGCCCACUCAGUCCCAGCCGGGCGGCAUCCUCGAGGCUUGGGGGUCCAGGAUCUCCGGCCGCACCUCCUUCAGCUUCUCGUGAGAUCGACCCCCUCCGCUCUCCGGGAGCCGUCUUAUAUCCCCUCUCUCUGAGGGGCGGGGGUGUCUCGGGGCCCUGGCUCUCGCCAGCCCCCUCCCCUCAGAGCGGUUCCAACCACCUCUCGUCCCUGCCGGUCCGGACCGGUCCAGACCGGUACGUACCUCUCCCCUAGCUUGUGUGACCUGUGUGACCUGUGUCAACCUUGGUGUCAACCUUGAUCACCACACAUGUAACCCUGCUCAAACAUAAAAUGCCUCUCCACCGAUAAAAUUAUGUGAUUCUCAGGGCUAUGUCACCACAUUGAGCCAGCACCACUCGGUUCCUGGGUUUCGGCCCCUAUUGUGGUGAAACACGUUCCUUUGGAGUGGGCAGGUAGGAAAUUGGUUGGACAGCGCAUUUGUACAGAGAGCUCGUGGUCACGUGACGCACUUCAACCAAUCCGGGAGCGUACAUGUUUGAGAGGGGCUAUGCACGAAAGACAAAUAAUCCCUGGUGGGCAGUGUGGAACUGGUGUUCCUACCUGAAACAUGUGAUAUUUAGCAAGUUUCACAAACACGAUGCACACACUUGUGAAAGCUGUCAAAUACAGCUCGGCCCUUGAUUUUGUGAAUCCCAGCCCUUGUAGGAUGCAUUAAUGUAUAUAUUUCAAGACACGAAGUGAAGCACUCAUCUGCACAUGAAAUUGAGAUGAGUUGUGGGAAGAGGCCUAUUCAAGACAUCACCACUAGUUUUGUGGAGUCAUUCAAUAAAUACAAUUCUGUGUUGAUGCACAAUGAUUCGGUGCUGUGCUGUCUCGGUUUCAUGAUGGGCCAGCUAACACUUCAGCUCUGCCUUGGCGCCAGCAGCAGAGUUUAGAGAUAAAAUACAAGUGUGUUAGAGAAUAAUUGAUGUGCUAAUUUUACAUGUUACUGUGGUAAUUUAUUUUAAUAUAUCAAACAAAGUGUUUUGGAAGUUUGUGCAUAUUUUACAAAGUUGAAGUUAGAAAUUAAAUGUUAAAUUAAACAUUUAAUCCAGAAUGAUUUACCCACACGGAUAUACUGUACUUUGCAAUAAACGUGAAGCCUGCUGUCUUUAUUGUAUCUCAUACGUUGUGCAAUGGCAUUGCAUUCGUAGACGAUGGAUGAAAUAAAUUGAGUUUGUUACUUGUAAGUCUUCAGUUUAACGUGAAGGUCCAUUUGCCUUGUAAAGUAACGGCUAAAUGGCGUGAAGAAAAUAAACCGUGGUUUACAUUGGAGUUUUUUUUUUACUUUCGUGACAGCAGGAAUUCAUAUUAUUUGGUUAUUUCGGUAAAGUCACGUAGAUAGAAAAAUACUAAUAAAAAUAAGGUGAAUAAAAAUUAUAAAAAUACUUAAGCCUGGUUCUUAAUCGGAGUGAGUUUACUGGCAGUCUAUAAUGUAGACUAGCCUGGUUAUUAAGUUUGGCGAGUGUACUGGCAGUCUAUAAUGUAGACUGUAGCAAUGGUUAUUAAGCUGGGUGAGUGUAUUGGCAGUCGUAUAAUGUAGACUAUAGCCUAAAAAAUAAUUUUAAAAAGCCACGACGUUUCGAUGGCAAGCAAGCGAUCGUCCUGAUGACAACCGCUUGUGUUGCGAUUGAAACGUUUUUUUAAUUAUUUUUCAGGCUAAUCUACAUUAUAGACUGCCAGUACACUCACCGAGGUUAAGAACCAGGCAGUUUCAUGAUUAUGCGCAUUUUCUGCAUGAAUCGAGGGAGACCUGUAUACAUGGCUUCAAGGGCACGUGCAUGAAAGGAAAUGUGUAAUUCAACGUGGUGGUAAAAUGGUGUUGUAUUCCCAUGUACAGUUCACUGUAGACAAUUUGCAGUUAACAUUUUAGUUUGUAAACUUAAGGACCUGAUCUGUUUUGUGUGGACAGUGGUAAAAUUUUGUUAAUACCCCAAAACAGAGGAAUGUAUUUUCUAAACACUUUGUUUCGUAUGUUAUCCAUGCCAUGUCUAACAAUGGUUAAUACAUAUGGAUAUGGUCUUUUAUUUACCCACAUUCUUCGUGAUAAAAGCACACGCUUUUUGCAGCCAGG
Molecule: messenger RNA, 4259 nt
Organism: Lethenteron reissneri (Far Eastern brook lamprey)
Lineage: Eukaryota; Metazoa; Chordata; Hyperoartia; Petromyzontiformes; Petromyzontidae
Product: lanosterol 14-alpha demethylase
Molecular function (GO): iron ion binding; oxidoreductase activity, acting on paired donors, with incorporation or reduction of molecular oxygen; heme binding
Source: RefSeq, a predicted model, not a curated record